Trypanosoma theileri is the source of this 654-nucleotide messenger RNA. RefSeq names its product putative small GTP-binding protein Rab11, putative,Rab11 GTPase. The transcript has a single exon. Gene Ontology annotation, cellular component: endosome. The record is from RefSeq and is a predicted model, not a curated record. The coding region runs from base 1 to 654 and encodes 217 amino acids. Gene Ontology annotation, molecular function: GTP binding; GTPase activity. NCBI's taxonomy places the organism in Eukaryota, Euglenozoa, Kinetoplastea, Trypanosomatida, Trypanosomatidae.
AUGGAGGAAACCAAUCUCACAUUCAAGGUCGUCAUUAUUGGCGAUAGCGGUGUGGGCAAGUCCAAUCUCAUGACCCGCUACACCGCCAACGAGUUCAGUCAAGACACCCCCGCCACCAUCGGCGUCGAGUUUAUGACGAAAAGCAUCAAAAUUGAGGGAAGAGACGCCAAAGUGCAGAUUUGGGACACCGCCGGUCAAGAGAGAUUCCGCGCCAUUUCCCGUUCUAUCUAUCACGGCGCCAAAGGGGCGAUGUUGGUGUAUGAUAUCACCAAUCAAACCUCCUUUGAUUCCAUUCCAACGUGGCUGCAGGAACUGCGGGUGUUUGUCCCCGCCACGUGCUCUAUUUUUCUCAUUGGCAAUAAAUGUGAUUUGGAGCAUCUGCGGGUGGUGAAGAAGGAAGUCGCCGAUCGCUUCGCACGCGAGAAUGGACUUUCGUUUCUGGAGACCUCCGCCCUCGAGAAGACGAAUGUAGAUAAGGCCUUCGAGUGGCUGGCCAAGUCCGUCUACGACCUCGUCGUGGCCCCAGUCGACGCCAGCGGCGGGAAAAGACCGCCACUCAACACCGGCGCGAACGCCAAGCGACCCGUCAAUCUCGCCGCUGCGAAUAAUAAUAACGCAGCAUCCGGAAAGAAGGAGGGCGGUGGUUGUUGUUAG